Messenger RNA from Pseudovirgaria hyperparasitica, 3910 nucleotides. RefSeq names its product P-loop containing nucleoside triphosphate hydrolase protein. The record is from RefSeq and is a predicted model, not a curated record. Lineage: Eukaryota; Fungi; Ascomycota; Dothideomycetes; Acrospermales; Acrospermaceae. Bases 164 to 3910 code for a protein of 1248 amino acids. The transcript is spliced from 2 exons. Gene Ontology annotation, cellular component: nucleolus; intracellular anatomical structure. Gene Ontology annotation, molecular function: ATP binding; RNA binding. Gene Ontology annotation, biological process: maturation of SSU-rRNA from tricistronic rRNA transcript (SSU-rRNA, 5.8S rRNA, LSU-rRNA).
UGGACAACGAUACCAUGGUUGUUUGAAGAUAUUCUCUGCUGUGAAUCUGGUACUCUUGUGCAAGUCUUGCAUUGUUGAGGUUUUAUAUCCAUGACCUGCGCUACUACUACUACCACCACCACCACCACCACCGCUACCACGUCCACAUGCACCACAUAGCCUAAUGGCACCAUACAAACCACGCCAACGCAAGCACAGGGUGCGCGCGCGAGAAGAGCAAGGCAGCAAACCCCAAGCCGCACAAGAACCUGACUCCAACACCCUCGAACUCCUCCCCGCAGACCAGAAAGCCAGAGCGCAGAAGAAGCAUGAAUUGAGCCGGCUAAUCGACGAUAACGGCGGCCAAGUAACGGGCAAGAAGCGAAAGCGGCUGGAGAAGUUCAUUGACAACAAACUACGCAAGGAACAGAAUCAGGCACUUGUGCGCCAAUUGGAGAAGACUAGGGUCGACACGAGUCUUUACCGAAGCGCGAAGAAUCUGGGCCGUGGUAGGGAUACGAAGAGAGAGGCGCUGAGCAGGGCGGCGCGCGAGAGAAGACUCGGGAUCAAUGUAGAGAAGAAUGAAGAGCUGCUUUUUGUUCAGGCGAGGGAGGAUGAUGGCAGUGGUGAUGAUGGCUCGGAUGAUGACGGUGGUGACGAUGAUCAUGAAGAGGCCGAGAAGCCAGCUGGUGGUAUGAAAGGCUCGGAUCGGGAGGCUGAGGUCGUAGCAAAAGAGGCGGGCGCUUUCGGGGGUGGACUGAAGAGACCGCUCGAACUAGACGCGGACGGAAAGCCGAUGAUCAAGAAGAGGAAGCGUGGGAAAGGGGUUCCUGUGUCGGCGUAUAUUCAGAGACCGGCGCCGGAGGAAGUGCCGUGGGAGGGAUUCAGUUCGAACGACGAGGAUGAAAACGAAGACGAAGAUGAGGAUGAGGAUGGAGGAGUACCGGUGGAAGAAUACCCGAAUGAGGACAAAGAAGAUGAGAGCUCGUCUGGCUCUGAUACUGACGACGAAGGGUUUGACGAGAGCGAGGACGAGUCUGAAGGGGACGAAAGUGACGCCACCAGCCCCAACGAGGAUGAAAAAGUCGCGAAAAAAGCGAGGACCUCCGCGUUCAAGGCAUGGGCAGAUCAAGCAAGAAAUGCGGCCGUCGGCUUCACCCCUUCAGCAAGGUCUGAUGAUCAAGCAUCAAGCUCACUCCCAGCACUCCCAAGACCAAGCAACUUUACUCCGCGUCCUGUCGAAUCUGACCCUCUACCUCAAGAGCUUCAACCCACGAAAAUCGAGCGCAAAGCAUAUGCUGUUCCGGUCAACCGGUCGCCCACUAUACAAGAAGCGCGUGCGGCUCUACCGGUUGUAGCAGAGGAACAGAAGAUCAUGGAAGCGAUACACAGCAAUGAUGUUGUGGUCAUAUGGGGAGCGACCGGUAGCGGUAAAACAACACAGGUCCCGCAGUUCCUCUUUGAGUCUGGAUAUGGCGCCAAGGGCGGACCAACACCUGGAAUGAUUGGCGUCACUCAGCCACGACGAGUCGCAGCUGUGAGCAUGGCAAAACGUGUGGCCGUAGAAUUGGGCGACCAAGCAGACCGAGUGGCCCAUCAGAUCCGCUUCGACGCCUCAGUCACUGAAAAGACUGCCAUUAAGUUCAUGACGGACGGUGUGCUCUUACGGGAAGUUGCACAAGACUUUUUGCUCACCAAAUAUUCGGCUGUCGUCAUUGAUGAGGCCCACGAGAGGAGUGUCAACACGGACAUUCUGAUUGGGUUGCUGAGCAGAAUCGUGGACCUGAGAGCAGACAUGGCCAAGGAAGACGCAAAGAACAGACCGCUGAAACUCGUCAUCAUGUCUGCUACUUUGCGAAUAGCAGACUUCACCGAGAAUCGAAAGCUCUUCAGACAUGCAUCUCCACCAUUGAUACAGGCUGAGGGUCGUCAGUAUCCCGUCACAGAGCACUUCUCGCGCAGAACUAACAGAGACUACGUCGAGGAGGCUUUCCAAAAGGUCUCACGGGGACACAAGAAACUUCCAAAAGGAGGCAUACUUGUAUUCCUCACCGGCCAGAAUGAGAUAAUGGCGCUGGCGAAAAGGCUAAGAGAAGCAUUUCCUUCGACGGAAGAAAGCAGUACUAGUCAUGCUCGUGUCCGAGUGGCAGCAACGGAAGCAUCGCUCGAGACGGAAGAUAUCGAUUUAGGGGGUGGACAGGCAGACUUUGAAGACGAUGACGGUUCUGACGAUGACGAGGCAGAGAUUCGGGGUCUUGAUGACGACGAGGACAAAGAAUUCGAUAUUGGCGAGGAGCCGGACGGGACGAUUACAAAGGCACAUAUCCUGCCACUCUAUUCGCAGCUCCCUACAAAUCAACAGAUGCGCGUAUUCGAAGACCCUCCUGCGGGCUCACGAGCAAUCAUACUAGCCACGAACGUUGCAGAGACCAGUCUGACGAUACCUGGCAUCCGAUAUGUUUUUGAUUGCGGGCGAGCCAAAGAGAGAACAUAUGACGAAGAAACAAAUGUUCAGAGUUUUGAGAUUGGCUGGAUCAGCAAAGCUAGUGCGAGCCAGAGAGCCGGCCGUGCUGGACGAACAGGUCCAGGACAUUGCUAUCGCCUUUACUCAUCUGCCGUCUACGAACGAGACUUUCAGGAACAUGCGCUGCCAGAACUGCUACGCACGCCAAUCGAGGGCAUAGUCCUUCAGCUCAAGGCCAUGGAUCUGCAGCACAUUGUCAACUUCCCGUUCCCAACUCCGCCUGAUCGAGCUGGUCUCGCCAAGGCAGAAAAGCUGCUUGCGUAUCUGGGUGCAACAGCUCUUGAUGGUAAGAUCACCAAGCUCGGCCGCCAGCUCUCGCUGUAUCCUCUCAAUCCUAGGUUCUCGCGUAUGCUUGUGAUGGGCCAAGGCAACAAUUUGACCGCGCAGGCCAUUGCCUUGGUCGCUGCGUUGUCGAUACCCGAGGUGUUUAUCCAGGAGAACCAACUGAACCUACCUCCACAUAUGUCUGACGAUCCGAACAGAGUCAGAACCAACGAAGAUAAUCUAGCGGACUCUGAGAGAGCACAAGUGAUGAGGCGCUACCGCAAGGCGCAUUCCAUAUUGACAUCCGCAGAGGACCGCUCUGCUGAUUGUAUAAAGCUGUUGCGAGCACUGGGAGGCUUCCUUUUCGCUGCCGCAUCGUCAGAAAGCCACGGCGCCGAAGAGUUCUGCGACGCGCAUUUCCUACGCUACAAAGCACUCCAAGAAGCCUCACAACUGCGUUCCCAACUCUCUCACAUCAUCCGCACACACUAUCCCGGCUCCCUCCCGGCCACCGACAAGCCGCUCAACCCGCCGACAGCAAAAGAAGUCAACUCACUGAGGCUUAUAUGCGCCGCCGGCUUCAUCGACCAAGUUGCCAUCCGCGCUGACCUCGCACCCACCCCAGACGCCAGUCUAUCCAGCAUCACGCAAACCCCCAAACGCGCCAUCGACGUCCCAUACACCCCUCUCUUCCCCACCAAAAGCGCAGACUCCUCUCCUUUCGUAUAUCUCCACCCUUCCUCCCUCCUCGCCCGCUCCGCAUCCUCAAAAUCCGCCCCCAUGUUCAACCUCCCCAUCUUCAUCGUCUACGCCCGUCUUCAGCGCUCCGCAUCCUCCACCAUCCACACCGACGUCGUGCCCAAGACCCGCAUGCAUCCCUUGACUCCGCUGACGCGAGACGAGCUGGCUCUGAUUGCGCGCGGCUCGCCGCUCGCGCGCUACAGUAAGCCUGACGUGGGCAGUAAGGUUGUGGAUCUGCCUAGUGAAGGGGGUGUGGAGAGGAGAGAGGUUACGGUGCGGAUGAGUGUUGUGCCGGGGGCGCAGGGCGAGGGGAGUGCGGGGCUGGGAUGGCCUUUGGGCUUGAGGCGUGUUGUACAGUGUAAGAUGAAGGGCAAGGGGUGGGUUUUUGAGAGGGAGGUUUAG